UCUGCUGGACUUCCCUGCCCUACAGCCUCACUUGAGCUAUCCAUGGUAAAACCUUGUGAACGUUUCCAUCCGCCGCGUCGCCAGGUCGGUACUUGUCUCCGCAGUCGAUCUUGCUUCGUCUCCGCGUGCUUCCACCGUUAGCUUGCGCACGCAAUCACUCCGUGCGAUCCGUCUCGCGGCCUUGCAUCAACGCUCCACGCCGAGCAGAAUAAUAUCCGAUCCUUCGACUCCAUUGCCAACAGCGAUCGCGAUCAGCGUCAGAACAGUUUUUUCUUCUUAUUUUUUCGAGGCGAUAAAAAAAUCUAGCGACUAGCGUGGCAAACGCGGCAGCAGCAUCAGCGCGAAUGGCGCAAGCUCCGCAGGGGCUGGGGGGAGGUGGGCGCGCGGAUCUACGCGUUGCGGAGACUGCCUUCCGCAAUAACAUCCCCCCAGGAUCAGGAUCGCAGGGGGCGCAAGGAUCCUUCACGCCAUAUUCUGCAUUGCUCUCCUCCGAAAUGCGUCCCGCCGCCCCCCGUGGGCGGGGUGCAUCCGCGGCUGCUACUACCGCUGAUGGCACAGGUCGCCGCGGUCGCGGGCGCGGAAGGGGUCGGGGGCGGGGGAGGCCAGCUUGGGGGGAAGCGCAUAAGCCCGCAUGGGCGGACACAGUAACGCCCGCGUGGGUAGAUAAUGCCACGAAGUCUGUCUCUGCAUCCACCGCCGUCCGAUCAGGCCCAUCUCGUGCCGUACCAUCUGCUCCCAUGGGGUCGGAUGCACCGUCCGAUGCGUCGAAUCGUGACGCCGAUGGUUCAAUCUCAGCCGCAGAUGUGGAAUCAAAGGGUCCGUUACCACCGGGUAGCGGGCAAGUGACCCUUAACCUACGCGCGUUUAAUCUCUUCGCCGCUAAGAUCCGGCCUGCCGUGCGGAGGGAUAAUCCGCAUUUGUCGGUGUGUGAGACGGAGCGCGCCAUCGGCAUGCGUUGGAACGCGCUGGCGGCCUCCGCGCGCCAGGAGUAUUUAAACGCUGCGCGCGCGGGAGUGCCCGCGUUGGGCGCGAACCCCGCCGCAGCAGCACCGGCGGCGGCGCAGGGAGGGGAGCUGCUAGAUGCGCAUGCGCGCCAGACGCGGCGGCGGCGCAAGCGCGCGGAGAUAGAGGCGGAGAUCGAAGCGGAGAACCUUCUGAAGCAGCAGCAGAUAGCCGCGCGGUACGGCAUUGGCGCAGGGCUAGGCAUGGGGCUAGGCGCAAGCCGGGCGCACAGCAACCCGUGGGGGGGGCAUGGGGGGAACUCCGCCGCGGAUGCCUCCGCAAUGUUUCCCCGCGUAAGGGGGCAUGGCCGGGAUUUGGAGCGGAGUGGCAGCGGCACGAGCAGCAGCACCGCAGACGAGGGGGAGUUCGCGCCUAGCGUGAGCUUUGGCGGGUUAUUGACAGGGGGGGAAGGGGGAGAGGGGCAAUCAGGCGGGACUGUACGGCUGGGCCAGUCGGUGCGGGGGAUGGUGGAUGGCGUGUUUGAGGCGGGUUUCUUUGUGUCCUUGCGCGUGGAGGGGUGCAGUGCGGUGCUGCGCGGUGUGGUGUUCACUCCAGCGCCCGCUGUGCCUGUGACCUCGCUGAAUGAUGUUGCUGCUGGUGUGCCGCAUGUGGGGGGUGCAACAGCGGCUGAGGGGGAGAGGGAGCAGGGUUCUCAGCUUGGGCCGGUGGAAGGGGCAGCAGAAGCCCCCACACAGCAGGAGGGGAUGGCGGCUGCUGUAACUUCGGAAGCUGCAGCAUCAGAAGCGCUAGCAGCAGCAGCAGCAGUGGCAGAAGCAGAAGCAGCAGCGGCGGAAAAAGCAGAAGCAGCAGCAGGAGCAGUAACAGAAGCAACAGCAGCAGAGGAUGCAGCAGCUGCUGCAGCAGCGGCGGCGUUAGCAGGGCAGGCCAUGGCGGUGUCUGGUGAAGCAGCCAUGCCGGAAUCAGGUACAGCGAUUGCACCCAUGCACAUGGUUCACGGCAUGGGCUCUGAAGUGGAUGCAAUGCACCAUGAGGUGGUUCAGCACACAGUGGAUGUUGCGGCAGACACGCAUGGCUACGUUGUUGCCUCUGCAAUGCAUGUGACUGGCAACGACACAGCAGCAGCUGAUCUAAACCACGCUGUAGCUGCUGGCCACAGUAUGCACCCGAUGCAUGAUGCUGGAGCAUCAGUGGAGGGCAGUGUACCAUCACAGGACAUGGUUGGGACGAUAUCUGCAGCACAAGACAUGUGGCAUGCUAGUCACCACCACCAUGCGCAGGCGCUGGCUAGGGUGACAGCAGAGGGUGUUCCUACGUCGAGUGGUGUGGUGCAUGGUGGUGCAUUUCACGUGGUGGAUCACACAAACCCUAGUGCUGCAGCUGCACACUUCACCUUUGCGUCACAGCACUUGGAGGAUCUGCUAACAGCCAGCCAAGACAGUGCAUCCCAGGUACCCAUGAAUUUGCAACCUGGAACCUUUUAGCUGUGUUGUACGUUUUCCCUCACUGACACCUGGUGUUCCUAGUGAGGUACUUAGCCCGUGGCUGCAAAACUUCCCGUUUCUGACAUGUCAAUGGAGUUUUUUUUUUUUGCUAGGAAUGAGAUGGGUUGUCAGAGUUUUAGAACAUGCGUAUUGGUUCCAUUCCUGGUAUUGAUUUCUGAUGAGUUGGGUAC
Molecule: messenger RNA, 2635 nt
Organism: Closterium sp. NIES-67
Lineage: Eukaryota; Viridiplantae; Streptophyta; Zygnematophyceae; Desmidiales; Closteriaceae
Source: the annotation of a GenBank genome assembly